GAACUAAAGAGGAAGGAGGGACACUGACUGGAAAGAAGGCCCAGAUUCUGAGCCGGCGUCCGUGGUGGCGGGCCCUGCCGGGUCCCCUGCGCCUUCCCGGCCUCCCCAUGGCCUCCUGGCUCCUCGGCUGGCUCCUGUUGCCCUGGACCCUGCGGCUGGCAGGAGGACAGUCAGUGAUCCACACUGGCCUCCCCAUUGUGGUCUCCCUGGCCAACAAGGCUGUCUCCUUCAGCUGCAUAAUCACCUACCCGAACAAAUUCAAAAACGUCACAGUCUGCUACUUUCAUGAAGAUCUCCAGGGCCGGAUGAGCCCUGAGGAGAAGAUAAGCUGCAGACCUGCCCCGAGCACAGGGAACCAGACCUCCACCUUGAAGUGCAAGGUCAACACCACGCUGCAGGACUCAUCAGCCACUGGCAUCUACUACUGCUCUGUCCACUGGCUCGGAUCCACAGUGCGCAGCAAUGGCAUCUUCAUCCUGGUCAGAGACUCGGGGUACCAAGAGCCCCCCUACGGCGCCCAGAAGGCCCUGCUCUUUGGCUUCACCAGCCUCCUGACCGUCCUCAGCGUCCUGGGCACGGCUCUGCUGCUCUGGAGAAAGAAACGGAUGCAGAUCCCAGGGAAGCAGCCCAGCAAGCAGUGCCCAGACCCUAGAUCUGCCGGCUGCCCCAAGCAGCCCCCAGCGGAGUCUGUCUACACGGCCCUGCAGCACCAAGAGACCGAGGUCUACGCGUGCCUGGAGAGUGAGGAUGGUAGCCCGCCCGCCGCCUGGAGCCCGCCCUCCCAGGAGAAACCGUAUAGGUUUGAGGACGACAAUGAACUGAACCUGGUCUAUGAAAACCUCUAGGAUGGCUCGGCUGCCCGCGGACCUACUCCUGGAGCAGGGGCCGGGCCAGCGCCUCCCUCCGAAGGACUUGACCUGUCCCAGGAGUAAGGCCCCAGCGGCCCCCAUCCCUCACCCUGCAUUCAAGGCCCUUCCUGGCCCAUUCGAGGGCCUCUGCCAGCCGCACUCCCCCCACCUGUUUCCUGUCUUUGGCCUUCGCCCAGGCUGUUCCCUCUGCCCCUCCUCGCCUGGUCCAGCCUGCAAAGUGCUACUCAGUCUCCAAGGGCUCACUGGGACGCCACCCAUUCCCAGAGCCCUCCACAACCCCUCCCGCCCGGCAGAGGGGUGCAUGCGGUGCCAGCCUGCGCCAGGAAGGGCCUGUCUGGUGGAGUGGAGAGCAGAGACAGACUGCUCAGCAGGGCCAAAGGCAUGAGGCUCCCAUGGGGGGGAGCAGGGGAUGGCGUGGGAGGCUCGGGCUGUGGGCAAGGAGGAGGAUGAACCUCGCAGAGGUGGGACUAGGCUUAGGGACAGAUCUGGAGGCCAAGAACGCGGCUGGUGGCGGUCAGCAGGCUGGGCGCCAGGAACAGGGAGGGUCUGGGUGCACAUGGGGGAGGAGGAGACCUGGUGUGUUGAGACAGGGCAGAGGGAUGGGGUCCAAAGAGGAGCUGGGCAAGCGGGUCAGCCCCCAUGGGCCUGGCCUCUGCGCUGGCUGUGCCCCUGCUCAUGGCCCUCUGCUCCCUGGGCCUUCCCCACGGGGCCUCGGCUGCCCUUCCUUCCACCAAGCCCAGGCCCCCAAAGUCCCCUCGCCUGGCCAUUCCCAACACCAGCACCUAUGGCCCCUCCAGUCCUCCUCUGUCUCUGCCUUAGGCCCCAUCCUUGUCCCCUGUGGACUAAGGCCCAGCACCCUGAGGCCACCUCUCUCCAGUGUCUAGCUGUGUGGCUGGUGCUCACAGGCAGAGGGUGGGUCCCCCCACAUGGGCCCCUGUGGAGGGCAGCUCCUCAGUGCCUGGCCCUGAGCCAUUUCUGCUGCCCUCACCACCCACCGCCCUCAUCUGCCCUCACAGGACAGCCCUGCAGUGUCACUGCAAACCCAUCCCCAGGCAGCAGGGGUCAGCGUGGCCUGGCUCUCGGCUCUGCUCCCCCAACCCUGCAUCCUUCCCUGCUUUCCCGCUGUUGGUUCAUUUGUGAACUGGGCAGGUGGCUCCCCUCUCCCCACCUCCUGAGCUGCCCCAGAAGUCCCUCUGCUAGGGCGGACCAAGCGUACAUGGGCACACGGGAUGGCCAGUGGCCUUCCGGCUUGGUUCUGGGCCCGGCCUUCAGGUAGGCAGCGAGGAGGGCUCUUAGUGGGAUCACGGGGCUGAGGUGAGGCCCGGCUCUCCAGGAAGCUGGGUUUUAAUGAACCCCAUGCUGCUCAGGAAAGCGAAACUGCUGCGCACGGCUGCUCCCCGGCUCCUGGCUCCAGCAGCCUGGGGUGGGGCCAGGGUUGGGCCGAGGGGCACAGUGCAGUGGCCUCCCCUGGGGAAGCUGAAGCCAGCAAGCCCUGGGCCUCUCUGCCCUCAGCCCCUGGACCCUAGACCCGCUGCUGGGACUCAGCCUUUUCCAGGAGUAGUGAGGGGCCUGGUGGGGACGUCACUGCCAUGCCCUGGCCCCGGCCCCGGCCCCACUGUCUCUUCACAGAGCGGCUGAGGGAUCCGGACAGGACCACGCCUGGCCUUGCACCCCUCCACUUGAUACCUUGCAUGGUUCCCACCACACUUAGAAGAGCUUCCCAGGGGCAGCUGUGGCCUGUGAGCCCCCUUGGGCACUGACCCAUCACCCCUCUGGUAGACAAGACCUCACCAGGUGCUGAGGUCUUCAGUGAGGGAGGAGAGAGGCAGGAAGGAGGAGGAGGGCGCAGGGUGGAAGGCGGGGCCCUAAGAGGGCUGCGACACAAGGGAGGGUAGAGGAAGAAUGUUCUGGGACUCCCAGUGGGCAGCAAAGAAGACUGAGCACUUGUUCCCAGCCCCUUCAGAGACGAGCUGGCACAGGAGCAGAGGGGCUGGAGAGGGCCAUGGCUGUGAGCUCCCGGAGGGCUCUGCAUGGGCGGGGCAGAGAAGGGAGACAACUGCCCUUGGGCCCCAGCUCCACCUCCCGGCAGCAAGUCGCUGCCCACCGAGCCUUGGCUUCCAGUGACAAUCAAGACCACUCAGUGUCUCUGAGAGGACAGAUGGGGACUCCUGGCCCACAUGAGGCUCAGCAGGUGUGCGUUUCCUUCAAGCUUCAUCCUUCAGGAGAAACAGGCCGCCGGGGCAGUGGGAAGGGGGUCUGCUCCCAGGGUCAGGCUCCCUGGGCGGUGGGGACCCAGGCGGGCUCUGCAGCCGCCCCCAGCAAGCGCCUGGGAAGCAGCAUGCUCAGGUGGGCAGGUCAGGGCUGGCUAGGGCUGGGGUAGGGGCAGGGCAAGCACAGAGGUGAGGGAAGGGCUCUGGACCUGGGAGGGGAGAGGCUGAGAGAGCUGGGAGAGGCGGGGGAAGGGGAGCCUGGGAGCUCUGAGGAAGGGCAGGUGUGGACUGUCCUGAGGGGACAGCCCUGCAGGACCUUCCUCCGGGGCCCAGGGCAGGAGAUCUCAGGGGUCCAGGGUGCUUCCCUGUGCCUGGCCUGGCCCUGCCCUGAUGGGAUUUCCACCCCACCCCCGCCUGCCCUGCUCGGGGUCUCCAGCACUGCCCCCUUCAUAGCCUCAGGGCAUCUGAAAGGUUCCAUCUGCUUCCCCUGACACCCUUGGGCCCCCCUGCCUGCCUCUCCAGCGGCUUCCUCCAUCAUAAACGGCCAGAAAUUUCUCACUCUGGCUCCUGCUCCUUCCAGCACUUGCUUGAGAAAAGCUUCCCGGGAAACCAAGCCCAGGAACCUGAAGUGGGAGCGGGAAGUGGUGGCCCCUCCUCAGCAAAAAUUUCCAGAGGAUUCUGGCAGCAGUUUCCAUGGGAACACGUGCUGGUUAUAACACCAAACCUCAGGGGGGCAGGGUUCCCUCCCCCCCCCAGGACGGGCGGGGGGGGCGGGGGAGGCGGUGCUGGCAGUCGGCUGGGGCGCUUUGGGCCCUGGCCCUCUCAAACCUGAAGGCUAGUUAUAGGCAAAACCUGCUCUUUUUUUUUUUUUUUAAACACAUUCUAAUUUAAAGGCCAUGCUCCAUUCUAAGGAUGCCUCUGGGAUUUCAGGGAUGGAUUUUUAUGUAGUUCAAUAGUUUUCUUGGCAGACAGCUCAGCCAGGAGAGGUGGGCGGUUGCCUCAGCCCAGCCAGGCUGAGUGGUGUCUCUCUGUCCCUCCAGAAUGCCGGGGGAUGUCAUUUGCCCACCCAAGGGGGUUCCCCAACCCUGAAUUCAGACUUCAAGAGUUAGGGACGUGGGCAUGAGGGUGGAAGACCCUCCCUUCCUUGACCCGUGGUCAUAAUGAUGGCCUCUGAGCCUUGACUGAGCGUGGGUCGGGCCAUCCUCUCUGUGCUGGGUGUUAGCAUGUGUUUGUUGUGUGUGUCAGGUGACAGAGGCAUAUGUUAUGGUAAAACAUUAAAACUCCAGCAAAGUAAAUUUCCCUGUGAUGCACCUGCCACCUCCCAGCCUCCCCACCAAUCCCCUCCCCAGAGGUAACCAACUGGGUCAUCCAGGAGUGUUUUCUUCGCCGCUGUUUGCAUUGCAUCUAUGUACAUACGUGUGAGCAUGGAAAAUAUAUGGCGUCUGUGUGGGCUUCCGCACAGCUCGCGUGGAGCCGUUCCGUAGGUGUUGUUUGCACUCGCUUUGUGCGCGGGGCCCCACGUGGUGGGGAUCCGCCUGAGACAGCACGCCGGAGCUGCCAGACUCUAAUUACAGGGAAGGAUUCUGCAGAACGGAUGGAUCCUAAUUUAAUCAGGCCCCUAUCGAAGGCCUUUUCAGUUGUUUACGAUUUUUCAACCUCACAUAAGGUGCUGCAGGGAACAUCCUUGUAAGUGCCUCCCUGGACACAUCUGCAAAACUUUCUCUGCAGGAAAUGACUAAAAGGGAUUCCUGGGGCCCAGGGUGUGGAAAUUCACUGUUUUAGCAGACGCUGCCAGAUCUGAGGCACUGAGGCGGCGCUGGUUUCUGUUCCUCUGACUCUAUCUAGAGUCUCUCAUUUAAUCCGGAAAACAGCCCUGCGAAGUGGGGGGGCUGGUAGCCCGGUUUUACCAAAGCAGAAGCUGCCCUUCAGAGGGGCUGGCUGGCUACAGGUCACACAGCCCAGAAAGGGUGACACCCUCCAAAGGCCAGGGGAGGGAAGUGGGGGGGAGGCAGAAAGAGCCAUCGAGAGACUUGAUGGCCCCAGAACUAGGGAAGCCCAUGGAAGGACAAAACUCCUUCAGAGACGGCCUGUCAGCUUCACAUGCUCAUAUCCAAUGUCUCAGAAUUGUGUGUGUGGAUGUCCUCCUUCCCCCCUGGGGUCUCUCUCCUUGGGGAAAUGGAGGCAGGUCAGUAGAGGCCUCGGGGGUGGGCCUGGCUCCCGGCAGCCUGCCCGUUCCCAGGCACAGCAUGCCUGGAGGUGUGGGCUGCCUCUUAGAAGCUUUAUAAUCCAGGAUAAUGCUGCUGUAAUUGGCCUUGUUUUGCUUUUACAAUCCUCUCAUUACCUGAAAACCUACUUCGCAAAUGGCUGUAUCUGGGGUGGGUUUUAUUUUACCGCUUUGUGGACCUUGAAGGGCGAAAGAGCGUGGGCUCUCCUCACCCCCCCCCCGCCACCCCACAUGCCCCAGUCCCACUCCCCAGCGACUCUGGCUGACCUGGCCUUGGCUAAGGACACAGCCCUGCACCUGGCUCCCCACCAUGGGCCUGGGCUGAGCCAGGGCCUGCUCUUCUCCCCAGAACCCCCAGCCCCCAUCACACCCACCCAGCAGAGCCUCCCUCCAACCCCUCCUCCCAGCCCUUCCCAGUCUCUGCACCAAACUGAACUUUCUAUAGCACAGACCUGGCCCUUUCACCCUCCUCUCAAAUCCCUGCACUACCCCAUAGUUAUGGUCAAUUUGUUGCAAUAAGGGAGCCAAGAUCAUUCAAUGGAGAAAGAAUAGUCUUUUCAAUAUAUACAGUGCUGGGAGAACUGGACCUCCACACACUGAGGAUGAAGCUGGACCCCGACCUCACACCCUAUACCAAACCUCGCUGUGCCUUCUUCCAUGGGCCACAGGAUCGAGGUUCGACCCCUUAGCCCUGCACUCGGCUCUUACAACCCCUUGAUUCUUUCAACAUUUGUCCUGCUCCGACUGUGUGCCAGGCCCCUUGCUGGGGCUGGGAUAAGAGACGGAGGAUGCUUCUGCUGCAUCCCAAGAUGCCAAACUCCCCACCUCUGAGCCUGUGUUCCUCCCAUUCUCUCUGCCAAGGCCCUGCACCUUUGCCUGAGGAGUUCCUGCUAGAAUGCCACCUCCUCCAUGAAGUCUUCCUGAAACCCAUUCUCCCCCAAGCAGUUUCUUCAAUCCUUCCCUUGCUCUUUCCUUCCCUGAAUCAAUUCCAUCUCCCCAGGAAGCCCUGAGCUUUCCAGCAGGCAGACACCUUAUUUGCCUCUCUUUGUCCUGACUCCUAGCAGGGGCUCAGAAGCCUUUUGUUACAAGAAAUAAAUGAAUCUUUUCCUUUCCUGGUAAUUCAGGAAAGGAAGUU
Molecule: messenger RNA, 6438 nt
Organism: Microcebus murinus (gray mouse lemur)
Lineage: Eukaryota; Metazoa; Chordata; Mammalia; Primates; Cheirogaleidae
Gene: NFAM1
Product: NFAT activating protein with ITAM motif 1
Biological process (GO): regulation of B cell differentiation; B cell receptor signaling pathway; positive regulation of B cell receptor signaling pathway
Cellular component (GO): membrane raft
Molecular function (GO): transmembrane signaling receptor activity
Source: RefSeq, a predicted model, not a curated record